Messenger RNA from Exophiala oligosperma, 1763 nucleotides. RefSeq lists its product as uncharacterized. Bases 429 to 1763 code for a protein of 444 amino acids. The record is from RefSeq and is a predicted model, not a curated record. Lineage: Eukaryota; Fungi; Ascomycota; Eurotiomycetes; Chaetothyriales; Herpotrichiellaceae. The transcript has a single exon.
ACUGUGCACGACGCCUGGCCGACAUCCCACUUCGUCCGUCACUUCUCAGCAUGACUGUUGUCUUCGUUCUCUCGUACUGUCUCUCGUACUUCAUAUUCUUACUCGUUUAGACCUACAGACAAGCACCUUUGUUAUUGCAUUUCCAGGUGUCUGGACCGCAUAUCUCGCCUGCGCACUCGGUAUUUGGACUUGUACACGACGAAAGACCUCCGGCAGUAUACCGAAGUGCGCGGCCUCCCUCUUUGUAAGCGGUAUUCGUUUCAGGUUCUGGCAUCGCCCCUGCCAUCGAGACCACGAGAGCAGACGAAUCUUUACGAGGCCAGACUCUAUCAGACGCGUUUGAGCGACCCGGGUUCUUAAGAGAUGAUAAGAGCCUCGAGCACGACAUAGUUGUUGCACAUAGAAGGAUAGGCUUCACACGUCAAGAGAUGGCUUCACAUGUGGCAUUCCUGUUCAAGGGGACCCUACCAGACCACUGCACCCCUACUACCCCCUUCCUCCUCGACGUCUCCUCCUACUUUGGGAUAUGCAUACCAACACCUCUGGCUGCUCUGUCCAGUCUCCUGGGGACGUUAUCAAUCAUAUCAUGGCUGUUUGCACAGAUGCCACAAAUAUUCAAGAAUUAUCACAUAAAGUCAACGGCCGGGUUAUCAAUAUUUUUCCUUGCGGAAUGGUUGUUGGGGGAUUUGACGAAUCUACUGGGCGCUCUCUUCACGAGGCAGGCUGCGUGGCAGGUCAUUAUCGCAAGCUACUACGUUUUCGUGGAUGUUUGCCUCGUUUUGCAGUAUUUCUGGUACACCUAUGCUGCGAAGUGGGUGUAUGCGGAAAGCUUGCAUUCUGAUGCGAAUAGUGAAUUCGAUGAUGCAGAUAGCGAUAUCAUCAAUGGGCUCUCCCCCAUAAACACCAGCUUCACCAUCCAAGAAGAAUCCGCGCAGGAAUCUGAGGAAGAUGUUCAAAAGUCCGCCCAGCCAACUCAGAUCGAAGGACCACACUUCUCGAGGGUACACUACGGGGAGAAGAACGGAACUCCUCGAGCAGAGGUGUAUAGCGACAAGGCAGCUGGUAGCUGGAUGCCUACACCAUCCCCUCGGACAUUCUUAUAUGCAGCAACCUUGUCUUCUCUUGCGUCCAAUGCAGCGGCUGCUCCGAUACCGUUUCCAGAAAUUCAUCGACAACAUGGGCUUCAUCUCUUUCGUAUUGAAACGCCUCUCGAAGUGGCCGGUACAAUUCUGUCAUGGUGCUCCACAGUACUAUACUUGGGGUCAAGGCUACCUCAGCUGUACAAGAACUGGAAACUCCAAUCCACUGCAGGUCUCUCACCGUUGUUGUUCUUUGCGGCGUUCUGUGGGAACUUCUUCUACUCGACUUCUCUUCUCACCAAUCCAAACGCAUGGAGUGACUAUGGAGCUCAUGGCCAUCAUGGAUGGGUGGACGCUGAAGGCUCUCAAAGAUGGGCGUGGGUGGCUAGAGCAGCUCCUUUCUUCCUAGGCGCAGCAGGUUGUCUAAGCAUGGACGCCAUGAUGGGUGUCCAAUUUUGGAUGUAUGGAGAAGAAGAGGAACGACUGGUCAAAGUCAGAGACCGUUACGGGUACAGCCACUGGGAAAGAGUCAACGGCUGGAUGCGCGGAUGGAUCCCGAGUAUGGCUGGAAAGGAUCGAGUCGUCGAUAUGGCGGAGAGUCAAAGGUUACUAGGCGAGAGCGGACAUUUGGGAAUGAGCAGGAGAAGGAUUGAUUAUGGAGCAGUGGGGGGUCAUGACUUAUGA